Molecule: messenger RNA, 1348 nt
Organism: Aegilops tauschii subsp. strangulata
Lineage: Eukaryota; Viridiplantae; Streptophyta; Magnoliopsida; Poales; Poaceae
Source: RefSeq, a predicted model, not a curated record
AUGUUUGCGACGGCGGCGCGGUGGGCGGCGAAGAAGGGGAAGCCCAAGAUGGCGUCGAUCGAGCUGACGAUGGCGCCGGAGCAGGCGCAGUCCAUCACCCGCAGCAUCUUCGAUGUCGUCAAGGAGCAUGGCCCCCUCACCAUCUCCGACGUUUGGGAGCACGUCAAGGACGUAGGGCUGAGGGGUUUGACAAGCAAGAGGCAGAUGAAGAUCAUGCUGCGGUGGAUGAGGGAGAAGCAGAAGCUCAGGCUCAUCUGCGACCAUGACGGACCUCACAAACAGUUCCUCUACACGACAUGGUUCACCAACCCCAAGAAUGCGCCGCAGAGGCCCAAGAGGGAGCUCAACAAGGAGAAUCCCAAGCCAUGACCGCACUCAUGUUGACCAAUGUAGGGCAUAUUUGGUUUACACCUUUCUCCUGACUUUUUCCUUGAUCUGUAGACAAAAUUGUUAAUCAUAUUAUGGUGCUUAUAGCUGAAAUACUGUGAACGAUGCCACAUUGUGAAUUAUGCAUAAAUAAAUAACCCCAAACAGUUAUUUUUUUCUGCUGUAGUUCUGAUUUUGCCUUCUUUGGUGCUUCUUCCCGAAACUGGUGUUGGUCUUCUUAAGGACUUUGGCCUUGGCCUUCUCCAAUUGAAAUUAAUGUGGUUUUAACUGCUAUUAACUUUGGCAAGAACAUUACUUUAAAUGAUGGGGUUAUGUCUCAUUAUCACAUCUUUGACCAUUUGCAGGUCAUGUAUUCAGUAGAACAGCAUAAAAAGUAUAUAAUGUCUGAUGAAAAUCAUAGUAAUUACUAACUUCAAAAUAAUUUUCAGUAAUUAACACAUGUUAGUUUCCAGAGCUGCAAUGCCCUGUAUUGCAUUGCAAUUUCAGUAUAUAAAAGUUUGGUGGCAUAAACAACCUGCAAUAACAAGGACCCAAAACUAAUUUCCUAGUAUCAGUUUCAUAUACUCAAGCAUAUUCCUUCUACAUAUAUUCACAUGACCUUCCAAAUGCCUAGAUUAUUUGCAGAACGUUCUUUUUGUCAGAGUUGGUGUUUUUUCUGUCGACAGCUGGUUGUGAUAUUAUAUGUUAUCAAGAAGUAUCAACCCAGAAAUUGCACUGUCUUUGACAAGAGUAUUGAAGCCUGGAGUUAUUCCAGGAGAUGCAGCAGCUCAAUUCGUUUGGGGUCAGAAUCAAUGCGGUUGAUGCAGCCAAGGAAAAGAAGGGCAGAUAUCCUGAAGGAGGGUUCUAAUCCAGAUUAUGUGGCGGCUGAUGCUAGACCACCUGUGGUCAACAAAGAAAUGAGCAGUACAACUCUGUUUGGGGCCAAUUUCCCUUGUCAAUUCCCCCGAACCCCCACGGUGCG